This is a messenger RNA of Daucus carota subsp. sativus, 2074 nucleotides long. RefSeq lists its product as uncharacterized. The record is from RefSeq and is a predicted model, not a curated record. Gene Ontology annotation, molecular function: RNA binding. Lineage: Eukaryota; Viridiplantae; Streptophyta; Magnoliopsida; Apiales; Apiaceae. The transcript is spliced from 14 exons. Gene Ontology annotation, biological process: DNA alkylation repair; regulation of DNA-templated transcription. Bases 265 to 1644 code for a protein of 459 amino acids. Gene Ontology annotation, cellular component: nucleus.
GAUUCGGAAAAUCAAAUUUCGGAUUCCCGAUUGACAAUCAUUUUAAAAACAAGUAAAAUUCGGGGUGCAAGGCGGUGAGGAAGAUAGUCAGAUAGACAUGAUAUUAAGCUGCAGCCCUGCAGGUCUCUCAUCAGAUUCGACAUAGCUUAUAAAUUCACCAACACUUUUCUGCUUCAAAAAUCCAGGCCAUUUCUCCAGAGAACACACUGUUUAUUUCAUGGUUUGAAUAAUAGUAACCGCAAAGCUGCUAUUUCUUUGAAUGUUAUGGAAAGUUCUGCGAACCGAAAGAAAACUAAAAUAGUUACUACUACUGUGUGGAGACCGGUCUCUACUCAGGCCAAUUCGAGUGAGGAUUGUAUGAUGAAUGAUCAAGUUUCUGCAGAGUUAGAACUUGAUAAUCAAGUUGGAGAAGUGCAAGACAUAAUGUCUAACUCUGUUUCGGAUAAUGAACGAGCUCGUGUUGAAGCUGGAGCAGCUAAUGAAGUAGUUGCUUCUGAACAUACUAGUUCUUCUGUCUUGAAGAAAGAUGAUGGCGAUUUACUUGCAGAGGGAUCGAUGUCUUCGGGAGAGAAGCAUAGUAUCAGAAUAGAGGCAGCAGCUCCCAUGAUUAGAUUUAUCAGAGAAAAAGAGAAUUCAACCUGGAAAAAAAUUGAAGAGGAGAUAGGAGUUAAGAUAAUAUUUCCACCGGGAAAGAAGGAGUAUAUCACCAUUGAAGGCAUUUCUGCAGAGUGUGUAACAACAGCUUCAGAAAAAUUUCAAAUCCUGAUCAAAGAGGUAAUCAAAAGCCCUGCGCUUAACUACACCCACUUUGUAUCGCUGCCCUUAGCUAUACACCCUCAACUGGUUGAGAAGCUUUUUCAUUUUCAAAACUCGAUAUUAGGGAUUAGCAGUAAGAACGAAGUUACAUGUCUGGAUGAUGAUAAUAAUCAAGAUACUUCAGAUGAAGAAAGCAGGGAGAUACCAUCAGAUAGAGCACACGUUGUUGCAGUAAAUCUAAAAGCUGAAGAAGGCAAUAAAAAUCCUAAAGCAGGUCCACCUAGGGCAUCGAAAUCGUCUAAGCUGGAUGAGAAGACAACUGCCUUAUCUGCACUGGGGAUUGACAAAUCCAUUUUUAUUAAGCCAAAAACAUUUCAUUUAACGGUCCUCAUGCUGAAGCUGUAUAACAAGGAUCUAGUUGAUGUAGCUGCAAAUGUGUUGCAGAGUCUCUCCUCAAAAAUAAUGCAUGCCUUGGAUGGCCAACCAGUUGCUGUGCGAUUAAAGGGAUUGGACUGUAUGAGAGGCUCUUUUGCAAAAGCUCGUGUUCUCUACGCUCCUGUAGAAGUAAUUGGUGGUGAAGACCGACUUUUGCGUGCUUGUCAGGUCAUUAUUGAUGCAUUUACUGAAGCUGGUCUAGUUCUAGAGAAAGAUGCACGCCAGAAGCUGAAGUUGCAUGCCACUGUGAUGAAUGCAAGUCACAGGAAAAGGAAUAAAUAUUCAAGAAGGGCUGAUACUUUUGAUGCUCGCGGUAUUGUCGAGCAAUUUGGAUCUGAAGAAUGGGGAGAAUAUCUUAUCCGUGAAGCUCAUCUUUCUCGAAGGUUUGUGUAUGAUGAAAAUGGUUACUACCAAUGUCGUGUGUCUAUUCCUUUCCCAGAAAAAUCUGAGUAGAUUAUCAAGGUCCUGGUCAUCAUUUGACUCGGUAGAUUGUUGAAACCAAGUUAGCAACUUCAAUUGCAGCAUAAAUUCUGUGUUGUACAGUUAGUGGAGUCUUGUUGUAGCCUAUGGCCAUAGUAAAUAGAAACCGAGGGAGCAAAAAUAUGAAUAAAUUAGAACCAAGUACUAGUCCUGUUUAUUAUGCUCGUAAUAUCAGAGCUCAACACUUUCGACAAGAAAAGAUGCUCAUUUGCUCAAGUUGAAGAAGAUGUGGUUCAGGUUUUUCUUUUCUGGAAACAUAGAAAUAGAAACAAGUCCUAGUUCAACACCUUGGAUGAGAAACGGAUGUUAAAGAAGAUGGGUUUAAGUUUUUCUUUUUGUGUCUUGUUGGCCGGACUAACAAUAUUUUGUAUGCAUAAAAUAUUUUUGUCUAUACGAGUUCUUU